UCUUUCCCAUCACACCUAAGCAUUUAUUUCCAUUCAUGCUCCACUGCUGCAACAGCCCAAUAAAAAAUUCGAAAUAAAAUAAAAUAAGGAAGAGAAAUGGAAGAAACCCCACAAAAUCUUUUCAAAAUUCCCACAUGGGUUUGUAUUGAUUUCUCUCUUUUCUAUCUCCACGGAUUUUAUGGUAGACUUUGGAGCUCUUGGAUGACGGUGAUAACAGAAAAAUGGGCCUUUUUUUCCUUUCAUGGGAUCGGUUACUUAAGGGGGUAGGAGUGGAAGGCUCUUUUGGGUGUGUUUGAUUUUGAUGCUAAGAAGGAUUCUUUUGGAGUUUUUGAUAUGAAGAAGGUUUUUGGGUUUUGGGUUUUGUUCAUGACUGUGGGAGCUGUUUUGGUGUUCCUUUCUUUCAGCAGCAGCAGCAGUGGCUCUUUGGGAGAGGAUCUGCUUGUGGGGAAUGCAGGCUCGGUUUUCCCUGUACAUGAGGAAAACAUGAAGGCAGCAAUGACUAACAGAAAACUGAAGGAGAACAGCUAUGAUUGGAGCGGCAGCACAGAGAAGGGGGAAUCAGGUGACCUAAAUUUGGAGGAUUACCACUCUAUAGAUCCUGUUCCAAGUUCGAGGGCAUCCAUAAAGACUGGACCGAUCGAACAUGGCACUCCUGUCAUCCCUUACAUACCACGGCCAACUCCCCCAAGUCAUCCUGGGCAUGGUGGGUCCCCUUAGACAAUCGCAGCCACGUCUUCGAAUUUCAUGUCCUUAUCACUUAAAACUUGUAAGAUAGUACUUUAUGGAGCUGUUUACUAUCAUGGUUGCAUGCUAGACUGAAUACUAUAAUAACUGUAUGUUGGGAAUGUUUACAGACUUCGGUCAGUUAAUAAAAUUAGUAUGUUUUUCUAGAGUCA
This is a messenger RNA of Magnolia sinica, 896 nucleotides long. RefSeq lists its product as uncharacterized. The transcript has 3 exons. The coding region runs from base 334 to 717 and encodes 127 amino acids. Lineage: Eukaryota; Viridiplantae; Streptophyta; Magnoliopsida; Magnoliales; Magnoliaceae. The record is from RefSeq and is a predicted model, not a curated record.